This is a messenger RNA of Scomber japonicus (chub mackerel), 1345 nucleotides long. RefSeq names its product WASP like actin nucleation promoting factor a (gene wasla). The transcript is spliced from 7 exons. The record is from RefSeq and is a predicted model, not a curated record. Gene Ontology annotation, molecular function: small GTPase binding; actin binding. Lineage: Eukaryota; Metazoa; Chordata; Actinopteri; Scombriformes; Scombridae. Bases 1 to 1329 code for a protein of 442 amino acids. Gene Ontology annotation, biological process: actin filament organization; regulation of Rho protein signal transduction.
AUGAACAGCCACUCAGCACCUCGCAAGCCUGCAAACAACGGCUCAAUGCUCCUCACCCCGCAGGAAAACGACUGUCUGUUCGGAUACCUGGGCAGGAAAUGCGCUGUAAGUCCGGCUCUGCAGCACAUGGCCACGGUGGACAUCAAGAACCCGGAGAUCAACAACCGCUUCCACAACUCCCACAGCCACCAGCAGCAGCAGCAGCAGCAGCCGUACCACAUCAACAACAUGCUGAGCCACGGCGGCCUGGCACGAAAAGACAAGAAGACCAAAGGCAAGAAGAAGAAGCUGACCAAGGCCGACAUCGGGACGCCAAGCAACUUCCAGCACAUCGGUCACGUGGGCUGGGAUCCUAACACAGGUUUUGAUCUGAACAAUCUGGACCCGGAGCUGAAGAACCUGUUCGACAUGUGCGGCAUCUCGGAGGCUCAGCUGAAGGACCGAGAGACGUCGAAGGUCAUCUACGACUUCAUCGAGAAGAAAGGAGGAGUGGAGGCUGUGAAGAACGAGCUGAGGAGGCAGGCUCCACCUCCACCUCCCUCUCGUGGUGGCCCCCCUCCUCCUCCUCCUCCCCCACACAGCUCAGCUCCCCCCCACAGCUCAGCUCCCCCGCCUCCCCCUCCUCCCCCGUCCAGAGGGGGCCGAGGAGCCCCCCCUCCCCCUCCUCCGUCCCGAGCCCCCGCCUCAGCUCCUCCUCCCCCGCCUCCCUCCAGGCCAGGAACUCUGGGUGCUCCUCCUCCCCCGCCCCCUCCCACCAGAGGAGGCCACCAGCCGCCUCCCCCUCCCCACCACCACCACCACCAUCACCACCAGCCCCCCCCUCCUCCUCCGUCACACGCCUCCAUCGCCCCUCAGGCUCCGCCCCCUCCGCCUCCUCCUAUGACCCAGCAGCAGCAGUCUCCACCUGGCUCCACCCCGGCUGCUCCUCCACCUCCUCCUCCGCCCCCGCCCCCGCCCGGCCCUCCUCCCCCUCCGGAGAUGGACGGGGGCGGGGACUCGCCCCACUCGCCGCUGCCCGGGGGGAAGUCGGCGCUGCUGGAGCAGAUCAGAGGCGGAGCUCAGCUGAAGAAGUGUGAGCAGAACAACAAAGCGCCGGCGUCCAACACCGGCCGAGACGCUCUGCUGGACCAGAUCAGACAAGGCAUCCAACUCAAGACUGUGUCGGACCUUCCAGAGUCCGGUCCUCCGACGCCGGCUCCCACCGCCGGCAUCGUGGGCGCUCUCAUGGAGGUGAUGCAGAAGAGGAGCAAAGCCAUCCAUUCCUCAGACGAAGACGAGGAUGAUGAUGAAGACGAGGACUUUGAGGAUGAUGACGAGUGGGACGACUAAUGAAGACCCCCUCCUC